This is a messenger RNA of Galeopterus variegatus (Sunda flying lemur), 511 nucleotides long. RefSeq names its product autophagy related 10 (gene ATG10). Gene Ontology annotation, cellular component: intracellular anatomical structure. The transcript has 4 exons. Lineage: Eukaryota; Metazoa; Chordata; Mammalia; Dermoptera; Cynocephalidae. The record is from RefSeq and is a predicted model, not a curated record. Gene Ontology annotation, biological process: protein lipidation; macroautophagy; protein modification by small protein conjugation. The annotation marks the transcript as partial. Gene Ontology annotation, molecular function: Atg12 transferase activity.
UUUUAACAUGGAAGAAGAAGAGUUCUUUGGAGAAAAAACAUUCCAGCAUUACUGUGCAGAAUUCAUUAAACAUUCAGAACAGAUAGGCGAUGGAUGGGAAUGGAGAACGUCAAAGGACUGUUCUGAUGGCUACAUGUACAAAACACACUUUCAAGUUAAAAAUGGGACUGUGGCGUCACAUCCAGGAACAUCUGCCUGUGUACAGACUUGUCCUUCCAUGGAGGAAGCUUUAGAACUACCCUCAGAUGAUUUUGAAGUGACUGAGACUCCAGCGGCAUCUGAAGUGAUUAAAUAUGAGUAUCAUGUCUUGUAUUCCUGUAGCUACCAAGUGCCUGUACUUUACUUUAGGGCAAGUUUUUUAGAUGGGAGACCUUUAACUCUGAAGGACAUAUGGGAAGGAGUCCAUGAGUGCCAUCAGGCACGGCUGCUGCAGGGUCCAUGGGACACUAUUACCCAGCAGGUUAGAGAGUAUUUUCGUUUUACUGUUUUCAUUUCUUUCUCUCUGCUCAUU